AUGUCGACUUCCCGAGUGAUGCCAAUUAGCAGCACUGCCAGCGCCCACGACUUCGAUGCCCUCGAUCCCGACUCGUACACUGCCCGCCGACUUAAACACGCCUCUCCAGAGCAUCUUCAUCUCACCUCCCGCCGCUUCUUCAUAGGUCCGAUCCCCGAAGGAUGGCUCAACAGCCACCGAAAGGAAUGGUACAGGCGAAGAAUCCAACUGAGCACGUAUUCUUCUCGAAGAGCGAGCUUCCGCGCCGCCACAGACCAAGACCUCCAUCAUCGAACGUGGACUAGUCUUGAAGGUCCUUCGACCGCUGCCAGGGUGAGCUUCAGCUUUCCUCAGCCCGAAGAUGUUUCCGAUCGAGAUUCAGGAGCAGACGAGACCCCAGAUGCCGAAGAAGAGGACCAAGAGGAAGAUGAGGAGCUGGUUGAGCCAAGAGAUAUAGAGCCGGUGUCGACAAACGAUGUGUCCCAUAUCCUGGGGAUCGAUGGCGAGAAUGAGCAGGACAACAGAGUUCCCAGGUCUCUGCCAGUCCCUACAGACAGAGGCACGGACGGUGCCAGCGACAACCCCAAACCUGGGCCGAGCGCACUGAAGUCUCCGAAACCUGAAUCAUACAGAACUGCCUAUGAAAAUCCAUUUGGAGAUUCAAAAGCAAUCACACCUGUGAUCAAUCCACAGUGCUCAGAACAUGACAAUGACCGUACUGAGAGUGUCGGGCAAUGCUUGAACAGGAGCUCCAUGCAGCCAUCAGCAUCGACUGUAGACAAUGUGGAAACCAACUCCAGGACGGCCCUCCUGGGGGGUGACCGUUCAAGACCGGACGCAAAAUCUCUGCAGCGUCAUGAACCUGCCCCUUUGGAUGAUGACCAGACCUAUCACCUCAGACGGACGAGCACAGGUGUCAGAUUCAAAGUCUCGGAAGGAGUUCAACGAGGUCAACAGAAGGUGGUCAACAAAGCCAUUCGCGUGCAAGACCGUGUUGUCAACAGGAGAUUGAGACGCAAUACUCUUCGAGAGGGGACUGUCGUCAAAAUGGAACGCAUGUUGGUGCGAGUGGAUACGACUCUGCAACAAGUCCCCGAAGAUUUUGAUGAGAACGAGAGCAUCAAGAUCGAGACGAGAAUACUAGAGAAAUGGCGGGAGUUCAUGGUCGUGGCUAGAAAGAGCAAGAAGCAGGACGUCGACGAUUACAGGCUUCAAAUUUACAAAACUCGAGUCAUCCCAGAGAUUGAUGACGAGUCAACCAAAAAGAAACCAAAACAUGAGAUCAGACUCGAUCCCAAGACGACAAGAGUCAAUUUGUACUCUUCUCUCGACAAGACCGUUGUUAUCUGGCAUCCAUACAGAAAAGGGACGAGAAUCAUUGUGAUGAGGCCCCGUUCCCAGGCACAUUCUGUGGAAUGGUACACUUUCCUUAGGGACGCCCUUGGCUGGGAACGGCCUACGACACUUCAAGUCAAUGUCCCGGACCUGGAUGUAACGUUGCGACUGGAGAGGCCAUUUGAAGGACUCGAAGCAGCUGGAGUGGAUGCAGCAGACGAGGCGACGGCCCUGGCUCGGACGGUUGCUGCGGAGAAAGCUGUAGCCGGGAAGAUCAUAUCCGAGUGCAUCGCCAUGUUGGAACGCGACCCUGAAUGGUCGAACGUCUUGAAUGUGUGGAGCGAGACAGCCAAGAUGGGUCUCGCGUGGAAGAGAUACGACCGGCUUGAAUGGGUACAUGGGGCCAACGAGCAGAAGAUGUAUGGCUCCAUGGCAAUGGCCCGAUCCCAUGAUUUGGAAUUGCGACCGAAACAGCACUACCCUACCUCGACAUGCGGCAGAAAGGGAAAUCAUCACGAGGAGCCGCCGCCAAUUGAAGGGUUCUUGAUUCGGUUGACGUCGCAGAAGGGGGUACACAAAAAGAUGGGCAAGGCAUUCUUCAAGCGAUUAUAUUUCUCGACGCACAAUCAGUUUUUGAUGUUCAACCGUCCAGCAAAGGCUACUCCGCCUCAUCCACCACGACUCGCGACGAAAAAUGGGAGCACUGUUCCUUCGUCACACGAAAUCGUCGAAAAGACGCCACUGAUGUACGGCAUCGAGCCUUACAAACUAAGAAACGGCCAUGUUUCGUGGCUAUCCUCGGGCAAUCGGAUGACUUUGCAGAGCCAUGACCGUGAUGCUGUCGAAGAGGCUCGGCGGAAUGUGGCAAACAUCCUGGAAGCGGACGGGUAUAUCGACAUGUGCAACAUCCGACAUGUGCGUACCAUAAGAUGGGGUGCCUCGCCCGUUGACGAGGUGCUUGAGACUGGAUCCAGCUCUGACGUCGAUUUUCACCGGGAGGUUGCUGAUACCAGGCACGAGGACGGAUCGACGCAUGAAAUCGACGACGAUCGAGUCUUUGAGCUCGUCCUCGGCAACGGAUUGGUCGUUCGUCUGCAAGCAUACUCGAAGCAGACACGCCACGAGUGGAUCCGGCGCAUGAAAGAAUUGGUGAAAUACUGGAAACUUCGAACGGCUGCUGAGAUGGACACCUUUAAAGCCAUACGAAAAGCCAACCUCGAACAGCUCAACGUCGACGAAGAAAUGGAAGCCAUCAUCGGUCAAUUUGCGAAAAAGUGGGAAGUUAGCCGCAGUGAAGCAAGCCCCGAACUCUACAACAUGUGCGCAAUAGGCAGUUGUCGCAGCACCACAAUUUCCGGCUCCCUGUAUCUCAAAACGCGCCGACGAGCCACCUUUCAUCGGUGUCAGGUUAUUCUUGCUGGCGGCAAAUUGCUAAUUUUCCAAUCGGCUUUGCGAAAGAGAACUGGCGAACAAAUCCGAUUCAUCCACCAAGAGAAGCAGCAAGACGUGGAUCUGAAAGAUUGCUAUGUCUACAGUGGUCUGAUUGUUGACGAUGACCUGCUAUACCAGAACCGCACUUUCGAUGCGAACCGCGCCGGUAUGGCCAGCCUGCCUCGGGUGUACCUUGAGGACGGAUGGACGAGCGCGGAUGUCGAUGUCAUGACAUGUUUCGUGGUGUGGAUGAAUAGGAGAAAGGGUUGGUUCAAGACAUCUAGGAACGGAGAGGCUGCCAACGACUCUUGUGAAGAUGGAGGCACACCCCGAGGCCGCACCCGAGCGAGGCUUCGUAGAGUGGGCCAGCUGGGCGUGCCGGGGCGAGGAAUGGUCUUCAAGUGCCGCAGCCGCGCCGAAAGGGACCACUGGGUGUUGAACAUUGCCAGCGAGAUCGAGCGUGUUGUUGAGCAUGAAGUCGAGGAGUUGGGCGACGAGGGCGAAUUCCGAUUCGACAAAUGA
Messenger RNA from Cladophialophora psammophila CBS 110553, 3267 nucleotides. RefSeq lists its product as uncharacterized. Bases 1 to 3267 code for a protein of 1088 amino acids. Gene Ontology annotation, cellular component: prospore membrane. The record is from RefSeq and is a predicted model, not a curated record. Lineage: Eukaryota; Fungi; Ascomycota; Eurotiomycetes; Chaetothyriales; Herpotrichiellaceae. Gene Ontology annotation, biological process: ascospore-type prospore membrane formation; protein localization to prospore membrane. The transcript has a single exon.